This is a messenger RNA of Ectocarpus sp. CCAP 1310/34, 2488 nucleotides long. Lineage: Eukaryota; Phaeophyceae; Ectocarpales; Ectocarpaceae. The record is from the annotation of a GenBank genome assembly.
UUGUCAACAUCUUGUCUCCUCGGUUUGCCUCCGGUCGUCUCACCUUCCCCGGGCUCGCUACACAGCCCUCCUGACUGAUAGCAUGGGACCCCCGCAAGGCGAUGGCCACGAGGGACCUGGUAGCAGCGAUCGUCGAGUUCAGCUCCCGCCGCCGCCUCCAGCCUCCUGGCCUGCUGCUGGAAGCGGCAAGCAACUCGGAGGUGCAGCAUCAGCUAUUGCGACUCACGUGCCCUCCUGGUCGGGCUUUGACGAGGACUUCGAGGUGCAUCUGCCUGGCCGAGAACACACGACCUUCUUCGUGCGUGUGGCAGGGCGCAAGCUCGCCGCGAUAAAUGGCGUCGCAGUGGUGCUCCAUGGGGGAGGCUUUACAGGCAUGUCCUGGGCACCAGCGGCGGGCGUGAUGAAGCGCCACUGCUGCGUUGUCGCGCCUGACCUUCGAGGUCACGGCCUCACGUCCUCCGCCGGCACCGACGCCCCAAGGGAAAGCGACGCCAACUACUGCGACGACGGUGAUGAGUGCGGCGGCGAGGGUGGCGCGGAUACCCCUCUCAUGUCCCUGGAUAGCCUAGCGGAAGACGUGACGUGCCUUCUCGUGGAAAUAUUCAGCUGCGGGAUGUUGUUGCAGCCGCAACUCCCGCAGCGACAGAAGCAGCCGAAGAAGGAGAAGCAGCACCAGCACCAGCACCAGCACCAGCACCAACAAGCACCGUUGCGGACGGCCUGCCCGCCACCCCAUCCCCCACCGGUUGCUAAAAGCCCCGCGCCUUCCUGUAGCAGCAGGAGCAGCGGCGGCGGCGACCCACCCAGCGGUGACCCGACUACCAUUGGAGCACAUCCCCCACCCCAGGGCUCAGAAGACCACGGAAGAGGCGUCGUCACCACCAAUACCACCCCCGGUAGUGCAACACAACCACAUCGCGCCAGCCCCGAAAUCCCUUCGAAUGACGGUGCGGCAGAAGAAGCACACAGCAGCAGCGGGAGCGGCAGCUCGAGUACCGGCAGCCCGACUAUCAGGCUCCUCCUGGUGGGGCAUUCCCUGGGCGGCUCUGUCGCGGUCCGGGUGGCCGGGGCGGCGCAGGAGCUCAGGGAGCGCUGCGGGGGCGCUGCGGAGAUCGCGGGGGUCGUCGCCGUGGACGUGGUGGAGGGGACGGCGCUAUCGGCCUUGGACGACAUGCCCGAGAUUCUUCGGAAGAUUCCCCGAAGUUUCCCGAGCAUGGAGGACGCGGUGCAGUGGCAUGUCAAGACGGGGGCGGUGAGGAACUCUGCCUCGGCGCACGCCGUGGUGCCUUCUCGCCUCAAGAUGGACCCAGCGCGGGAUGGGCUGGUUGAGUGGCGAACUGACCUGCGUGCGACGGAGAGGCACUGGCGGGAUUGGUUCGAGGGCAUGUCCAAGGCGUUCUUGGAGCUGCCUGUUCCAAAGCUACUGAUAGUGGCGGGUAUGGAUAGGCUAGACACGGAGCUCACCGCCGCUCACAUGCAAGGAAGGUACCAACUGAAGCUGGUGUACGGGUCCGGGCACAGCAUUCAGGAGGACCAGCCGGAAGAGACGGCGGAAUCGAUCAUCAACUUUGCCUUGAGAAAUUCCGUUCUCCGAAGGGGGACAAGCGGCGCAACCCACGGGGGAAAACCACCAGCCGGCGAGGAGGAAGAGCUGCUGCGACUCAAGCUUGCUAGAGCCAGGGAACAGGCGAACCGAAAUCGCCGAUAGCACCGACUACGCAGCAACCACUAGCGCUGUAGAGCGUGGAUGAAAGCGCCGUUGUGCACACAUACGCAGCGAGAUACGUGGGGUGUCAAGCGUGUCAAGGAUAGACUGAAGUCUAACCGCGAGACAGGCGUACGAGAAGGAGGGCUUUUAGAAGAACUGCGCCGCGGCGGCGGAGCACCGAUGUGUGCAACCCACUGAUCGUGCGCUCGCAAACAGCGGUACGGGUGUUAGACGACACUGCGCCAUGACGCGUUCGGGUGAUGGAAGUAUCAUCGAGCGUCACGCCGUAUGCGCACAUUGAGUUCCCCCGGGAUGACUUGUGGGGCCGAUUCCGAGGCGCAGAGACAAGGGAUGCCUCCCGGGAGGGGGGCUCCGGCUGUAGCGGGGAAGGGGGGGGGGCGCUCGUCAACAACGGCACAGAAAAAGCGGCGAGAUUGCCGGCGGGGUGUGUCUCGGCUUGGCUUCGACGGUAUCUACUGCUCAUGUUAGCAUCGUUGUCGAUUGUGGAGGAGAGGGGGGUUGGGGGGAGAGGGGUAACCGGGGCGCGUGUGUGUACAGGAAGGAGUAGCGCCGGUGUUUACCCCUUGCCAGGGCGCGGAUUGGAUGCUCGUCAUCCCGUUUACGUCCGCCCCGUUCGCCAGCAACUGAUGACGUCGACAUCCUCGAGAAACCUCCACACCCUCGAUCCUACCGAAAUCGCGGCGGGUCCUUGACGGCGGGCCUUCUUUGCUUGUUACUUUUCCUGAGACAACUACUAAAUCACCUCUCAACAGGUUCUCC